CUGGUAAGGAACUCAUCUUUUCACAUUUAAGUUUUUGUUCAAAUGCCCAAAUGCUUGUUUAUGUCAUUUUACUCACCAUUUUAUUUUCUAAUUACCCUUGCCACGUUGAUGGAUCCUAAUAAAUAUGAACAUCAUUACAAAUGUUCCUUUUUUAUAUGGAUCUAUUGGCGUGGCGAGGCAACAUAUUUUUUUUACUUUUUUACUUUGCCAUGUCACAAUUCACAAUCCUACUGGUUGCUAUUGGGGGGACCGACGAACAAUCCUUUUUUAUUUUCUUCUUUAUUUUAGUAAACAAAAAAGGGAGUUGGCGCUAGGGGUGCUCCGUUGUUUGUUUCUCUGCAGAGGAGUUAAAUCCUCAGCAUGAAAAAUGGGUGACACGGGCUGAGAAAUACCCUCACUACCUGAUCAGGAUAAUGCCUGCGAAGGGAAGCGUCAAUUGCCAAUAAAACUAUAAAUAAAAACAAAAAAUGCAAG
Messenger RNA from Lobosporangium transversale, 474 nucleotides. RefSeq lists its product as hypothetical. Bases 43 to 288 code for a protein of 81 amino acids. NCBI's taxonomy places the organism in Eukaryota, Fungi, Mortierellomycota, Mortierellomycetes, Mortierellales, Mortierellaceae. The record is from RefSeq and is a predicted model, not a curated record. The transcript has a single exon.